Helobdella robusta is the source of this 2325-nucleotide messenger RNA. RefSeq lists its product as hypothetical. Gene Ontology annotation, cellular component: membrane. The record is from RefSeq and is a predicted model, not a curated record. The coding region runs from base 1 to 2325 and encodes 774 amino acids. Lineage: Eukaryota; Metazoa; Annelida; Clitellata; Rhynchobdellida; Glossiphoniidae. The transcript has 8 exons. Gene Ontology annotation, molecular function: sodium channel activity. Gene Ontology annotation, biological process: sodium ion transport.
AUGCAGGAAUUUUUAUAUGAACUUUUAAAAGACGAUGUCAGUAGUGAUGUUUUUAUACUUGGGGAUUUUAACAUUGAUUUGGCUGUAAAAAACCAGGCAUCAUUAUCGUUUUUAAAUCUUAUGGCUCAAUUUAAUUUGCAUCCAAUUAUCAACCAACCGACUAGAAUAACAUCAAGCCAUUCGUCAAUGAUCGAUAAUGUUUUUACUAAUUAUGGCAUCGGCGGCUGCCCUAAAGGAAUUCUAUACAGCGAUGUUUCUGACCAUUUACCUAUUUUUCUUUGCAUACCAUUGAAUGCUAAGGCUGUCGGUGGCAAAAACCCUUACAUUAAAACCCGUUUGAUUAAUUCUGAGAACCUAAAAAAAGCAAAUUGUUUAUUACAGAAUAUCCAGGGGAACAUGUCUGAUUACGGGUCCGAUUUUGAAUCAAAUUUUAAGAAAUUCCUAAAGACUUAUUUAAACUGCAUCAAUCUAGCUUUGCCAUUGGUGAAUAAAAAAAAUCGCUUCCGAAGGCCAUGGAUGAAUAUCGAUCUUUAUAAUCUUUCCUUGUAUAAAAAUGUUCUUUACAAAAGGCAUCUACACAAUCCAUCCCCUGCAAAUAAAAAUGCAUAUAAUAAGGUUAAAAAUAAAUUUAUAAAUGUCAAAAGAUUCACGGAAAAAAAAUAUUUUGAAAAUAAAUUAAAAAAUCAACCUGGAACAAAACACAGAUGGAGGAUAAUUAAUGAAAUUUUGGGGUCAAAAAAAUCAUGCAAUAAAUUGUUCUCAAACGAUGCCAGUGAAACUGCUAAAUUGAGCACCGUUACAGGGUUGAAUAAAUUUUUUGUUGAGAUAGGUAAAAAUAUCAAUAAAAUUUUAGGCGAUGGUCAGUUGAUUUCAAAUGUCGGUCCAUAUGUGGUUUCUAAUAACCCAAUAUUUAUUCCACGAGACACAACUCCGGAUGAGAUUGUCUCGGUCAUCACAUCGGCCACCAGACAACAUGGUAUGUUGAUGUCAAAAAAAGUUAGAACUUCUACUUACGAUAGAAGUUGGGUUGCUAAGGGAGAUGUCUUCCUUAAAUUGCUCUGGCUCGCGUUCCUGUUAGGUUCGACAUCUUACAUGGUGAAAUGGUUGUACAUAUCGUUAACAGAUUAUUACACGUACCAUAUUAUGACAGAAUACGGAGAGAAGAUUGGUAAAAGAAUAUCAUUUCCAGAUAUCACUUUGUGCAAUUUGAAUCCUUUUGCUAGAGGCGAAUUGAAUGAGUUUUCUCUAAAUCAAUUUUUGAAAAAGUUGGAUGACGUUGAACAUCGCUUCUUCGAAAUAACAAAAUAUGAUCCCCACGUGUUCAGAGACGUUCUCCUCAAAUCCGUAAAAGAUUCCUUCAAAGAAAUGGCCUCGGUGGCUGGUUUCAUAAUUAAUACAAAUAGAGAACUUAUGGACUCAGACGAUUGCCCAAAUUUUAUUUUUGAUUGUCAUUUUUUUGGCAAAAAUUGGCUUGAAAGCAGUAAAAAACACAUUUACAAAACGCUGGAAUGUAAACUAUUACACUUGCUACACGUUGGAAACCAACAGUGUUCAAGUGAGUGUGCACAGUCCUGGAACCCCUCCCGACCUCAAACGUGGCUCCUGACACUGAAAACAUCGUGGAAAUUGUUGAAACUGACAGAAAACGAAUAUUUGAAAAAUAUAUGCAAUUGUCAGACGCAUCUAAUCAGCGCAUCAGAGAAUGAUUCAGACAACGUGCUGUUUUGUGGCAACUUCAGUUUCAUUGAGUCCAUCGUCAAAUCAGUUCUGUGUUUAACUUAUUCAUUCGUCUGGACCCAAAUGAGCACUUUCGGGAAUGUGAAAACAAGAUACAGCAAUCUUUCCAAUUAUUACAACGAGUACAUUAAAGAUAACAUCACUAAAAAUCCAUUCUUAAGUUCAACUCAACUGAAAGAAUCUCUGCUUGAAAUAAAAUUUGUGAUGAAACAAAAUUUUCCAUAUUUUCAAACGGAUAAGCCUGCUUACACGAGCGACAUGAUGAUUGGAACAGUGAGAGGAACCCACUCCCUUUGGCUGGGAAUAACUGUUGCGAGUGCAGUGGAGAUCGUUGAGCUUGCGUAUCUCCUGUGCAAACGAUGCUGGGAAAAUAUAUCAAGCUCAACAAUAGAAUCAUUGACCAUACACACACUAUUUAUAACGGUGCUGACAACAGACGAAAGAAUAAACAUUCCUCAUCUAAACAUUGCAAACGAAUUGUACACCAACGAUGAUUCCAAGACAGAAACAAACGGCUGCGGUCAUCGUAAGUCAGGUAAGGUAUUCGUACGGUCCUUCCAAGCCGUUCUGUGUUUACAUUUGAAAUGA